UGGAGUUGUUUUCCCCGGGAAGCUCCGGAGGAGAGAGGGCGGGAGAUGAAGAUGAUUGACAAAACUUAGAACCAUUCGUCAAACAGGAGGAAAUGGAAAAGCAGAUAUAGCUACAAAUUGUCUCGCAAAAGGAGCGUGUCAGUCCCGCCCCCUCCUCUCACUGGGUCUCUGAGCCAACGGAGGUGGGACCGUUCUUAUCAGCCAAUCGAGAAUCAGCCAUGAGCAGCGGAUGGUAACUGGGCCAACGCUUUGGGCGCGUUGCUUUGGACGCCCAGGGGCUGAGUCGCUUUGCUCGCACUUUUCUAGGCCAUUUCUGAAGCCUUGAGCUGGGCCCCACCUGGAGCCCUCCUGCAUCCCGCACCCCAACCCCAGUGUCCGAGAUCUGCCCUCCAGAUAUCCGCCCAGGCGAUCCCGGGCCCCAUCUCGCCCCAUCCCCACUGCUCUCACAGAGAGCAGCUCCCCCAUCUCCCCUUCCCAGGCCUGCCCAGGGCCCCAGCGACUCCAGCAGCCGCCUGCCCCUCCGAGGCCCUCAGGGGUGGUGGUCGGGGGCUGUCACCAUGGUGAAGCUGGCCGCCAAAUGCAUCCUGGCAGGAGACUCAACUGUGGGCAAGACAGCGCUAGCCCAGAUCUUCCGCAGCGAUGGGGCCCACUUCCAGAAGAACUACACUCUGACAACGGGGGUGGACUUGGUGGUGAAGACGGUGCCAGUUCCUGACACGGGCGACAGUGUGGAACUCUUCAUUUUCGACUCUGCCGGCAAGGAGCUGUUUUCUGACAUGCUGGACAAGCUGUGGGAGAGCCCCAACGUUCUCUGCCUGGUCUAUGACAUAACCAAUGAGCAGUCCUUCCAUAGCUGUAGCCGGUGGCUGGAGAAGGCACGUGCGCAAGCUCCGGGCGGCUCUCUUCCAGGUGUUUUGGUGGGGAAUAAGACGGACCUGGCCAGCAGACGAGCAGUGGAUUCGGCCCAGGCCCAAGAGUGGGCGCUGAGCCAAGGCCUAGAAUGUUUGGAAACAUCGGUGAAGGACAUGGAGAACUCUGAUGCCCCCUUCCACUGCCUGGCCCAGCAGUUCCACCGCCUGUACCGGGAGAAGGUGGAGGUUUUCCGGACGCUGGUGUAAGACCCUGAGGUGUGGUGCCGUCCUGAACCCCACCAAGGAGCUCUGGCUCCUCAGAAGUGCAAGAAGCCGGAAUCCCCUCCUGCAUUCACAGAGCAUCCUGACAGCUGUCAAUAAAAACAAGCACAACCC
Molecule: messenger RNA, 1247 nt
Organism: Ochotona princeps (American pika)
Lineage: Eukaryota; Metazoa; Chordata; Mammalia; Lagomorpha; Ochotonidae
Gene: IFT27
Product: intraflagellar transport 27
Exons: 7
Coding region: 558-1118 (186 amino acids)
Cellular component (GO): Golgi apparatus
Molecular function (GO): GTPase activity; GTP binding
Source: RefSeq, a predicted model, not a curated record